This is a messenger RNA of Patella vulgata (common limpet), 8350 nucleotides long. RefSeq names its product unconventional myosin-Id. Gene Ontology annotation, cellular component: microvillus; myosin complex; cytoplasm. Gene Ontology annotation, molecular function: ATP binding; actin filament binding; microfilament motor activity. The coding region runs from base 12 to 3044 and encodes 1010 amino acids. Lineage: Eukaryota; Metazoa; Mollusca; Gastropoda; Patellidae. Gene Ontology annotation, biological process: vesicle transport along actin filament; actin filament organization. The record is from RefSeq and is a predicted model, not a curated record. The transcript has 24 exons.
UAUCUUUCGCAAUGGCGGGUAUACACGAAGGUCCCGAGUAUGGGAUCGGUGAUUUUGUGUUGCUCCGACAGUUGACAUUAGAUGGAUUUAUGGAAAAUUUGAAGCUGAGAUUUCAAAAGGGAAAAAUUUACACAUAUAUCGGAGAAGUAGUUGUAUCAGUGAAUCCGUAUCGUCCAGUUGAUAUUUACAAUGCCAGCUAUGUGGAACAGUACAGGGGGCGAGAAAUAUACGAAAGGCCACCCCAUAUUUUUGCCUUGGCUGACAGUGCCUAUAAAAACAUGAAAAGAAAUUCCAAAGACACAUGUAUUGUUAUCUCAGGUGAGAGUGGAGCAGGUAAAACUGAAGCAUCAAAGAUUAUAAUGAGAUAUAUAGCAGCCGUUACUAAUAUCAGUGGGCAAAAAGAAGUAGAAAGAGUUAAAGAAAUACUGAUAAAAUCUAAUGUUAUAUUAGAAACAUUUGGUAAUGCUAAAACAAAUAGAAAUGACAACUCUAGUCGAUUUGGUAAAUAUAUGGAUAUCAACUUUGAUUUUAAAGGGGAUCCUAUUGGUGGACAUAUCAACAAUUAUUUAUUAGAAAAGAGUAGAGUAGUGUAUCAACAGGAAGGGGAGAGAACUUUUCACUCUUUUUAUCAGUUAUUGAGUGGAGCUCCUGAGGGUUUAUUAUCUGAGUUAAAGUUGAGUCGAGAUUCCAAUAAAUAUUAUUAUAUAUCACAAGGUGGUAGCUCACAGGUGAGCACCAUCAAUGAUAAGAGAGAUUUUAGGUCUGUCAAUGAUGCCAUGAAGGCAUCAGGUUUUGCACCAGAUCACAUUAACACAUUGUGGCGUAUUGUGGCUGCUGUUAUACAUUUGGGUAGUGUCAAAUUUGAAGCUGAUCCUGAUCAACAUGAACAAGUUAUUAUAUCUAAUAUUACUGAAGUUAAAGAUAUUGCUAAAUUAGUUUCUGUAAAAGUUGAAGAUUUAAAGAAAGCUCUGUGUUUUCGUACUAUAGCUGCUGGAGGUCAGGUAGUAGAGAAAGGUCUACGAGAAUCAGAGGCAUAUUAUGCCAGAGAUGCUUUCGCAAAAGCCACAUAUGAUCGUAUGUUUUCUUGGAUAGUUGGGAGAAUAAAUGAAGCGAUUGACCCUAAAGUUAUUGGUAUGAAAUAUGUUGGUAAAAAUACAGUUAUUGGUGUACUUGAUAUCUACGGUUUUGAAAUCUUUGAUAAUAACAGUUUUGAACAGUUUUGUAUCAACUAUUGUAAUGAGAAGUUACAACAACUAUUUAUAGAACUUGUAUUAAAACAGGAACAGGAAGAAUAUAUGAAAGAAGGAAUAGAAUGGCAACAUGUGGAUUAUUUUAACAAUAAAGUUAUCUGUGAUUUAGUAGAACAAUCUCAUAAAGGAAUAUUAGCUAUAUUAGAUGAAGCUUGUUUAAAUGUUGGUAAAGUCACAGAUAUUAUGUUCUUACAAGCCAUGGCAACCAAAUUAAAUAAAAAUGACAGGUUUACAUGUAGAUCAUUAAAUCCUUCAGAUAAGACGUUAGAACAUGAUCGAGAUUUCCGUAUCAAGCAUUAUGCUGGUGAUGUGUCUUAUAGUGUCAUUGGUUUCAUAGAUAAAAAUAAAGACACAUUGUUUCAAGAUUUCAAACGGUUGCUCUUUAACAGUAAAGAUGAACUGAUCCGUGCAAUGUGGCCAGAAGGUAAACAGAGUGUGACAGAAACAACCAGACGGCCUGUUACUGCUGGAACUAAUUUUAAGAAUUCUAUUGUUGCUCUAGUCGAAAAUCUGGCAUCAAAGGAACCACAUUAUGUGAGAUGUAUUAAACCAAAUGAAUUAAAAUCACCAUCUGUAUUUAAUGAUGAGAGAAUAGGACAUCAGGUACGAUAUCUAGGAUUAAUGGAGAAUGUAAGAGUAAGGAGAGCUGGUUUCGCCUUCAGAAUGCAUUAUGACAGAUUCUUACUUAGAUAUAAAUGUAUUUGUACUAAAACAUGGCCUGUAUAUAGAGGUGGAGAUGUAGAUGGAACUAAAUGUAUUAUAAAUGAAAAAGGUUUCCAAGACGAUGUCAAAUAUGGCCGAUCUAAAAUAUUUAUCCGAUCACCACAGACAUUAUUCUCAUUAGAGGAAACACGUGAUGCGAAGAUACCAACAAUAGUUUCUUUCUUACAGAAGCACUGGAGAGGUGGUUUAGGAAGAAUGAAGGCCAAGAAGAUGAGAGCUAUUUAUAUCAUCAUGGCACGGUAUAGAAGAUACAAAAUGAGAAGAUAUGUCUUGAAAUGUGUGGACUUAUUCAAGAAUGUUAAGAAAAUGCGAGAUUAUGGUAAACAUGUGCAAUGGCCACACCCACCCAAGGUUUUACAAGGACUUGUUAGUAUGUUAAGCAGAGUUCAUAAUAGAUGGAGGGCCAACAUGAUUUUACGUAAGAUACCAAGAGAUGAAAGGCCAGCACUGAGAUUAAAGGUCACAGCAGGUGAUGUUUUGAAAGGUCGUCGCCAAGAAUGGGGUUUUAAGAGGAAAUGGGAAGGAAAUUAUUUGGCAAAUGCAGCAGAUAAUACAACAUCGACAUCAGAUUUUGUUGUGCAGGUCAGCACAUUGAAAGGUCAAGAUGGUUUCAGCAGAGUUCUUUUCUCUUCUUUUGUUAAAAAGGUAAACAAACACAAUAAGACAGCUGACCGUGCUCUACUGAUCACUGAUAAAUAUAUCUAUAAAUUAGAUCAAAAGAAAAAAUUUAAACCAAUGAGGAAAGGAAUCCCAUUAAUUGAGAUAACUGGAUUAGGAUUAACACCGGAAUCCGAUCAACUGAUUGUUAUACAUCUCUCAGGUGGUAAUGAUCUCGUACUGUGUUUAAUGAACAAUAAAAAAGAAGAACGCGUUGGAGAGUUAGUUGGAAUUCUGUGUUCACAUUGGCAGAAAACUAUGAAAAAGGACUUGAAAGUUAAUGUUGGUAAGAUGUUGAACGUUAUGUUGGGAAACAAAAGUCGUACAGUAACUGUCAAAACUACUGUAGCCAAUGGUGGAGCUACUUUCAAAAAGGAAGACCAAGGAUUGGCUCUAAUGUGGCCAGUAGGCUAAAAGUUUACAAAUCUGGUUAGACUUUUCUUGUGAUAAUUAAUUAACCUGUCUAGUGCUACAAUCCUACAGUAUACAGUGCUGGAUUUACCAUUGUACUUAGGUGUGCUUAAACACAGGGCUCUGUUGGGGUUGGGGGUGGGGUGGGGAUCUCCAUCUUCCCAGAUAAUUCAAAGAUUUGCCUAAAACUUGUUAAUGAUUGAUCAAGUAACAUGUAAUAUUUUAACUACUCAUAAAUUUUACCUCCUUCAGGGCCCAAGUAAGGGGCCUCAUCAGUACAGAUGAAAAAAUAUUAUUUUUGAUGUUGAUCGAAAAAAGAAAAACCAGCACUGAUAUGAAUUCAACAGAUAUAUAUAAGUUUUCUUUUGUUCUAAAAAUUUGUUAAUUUUGACAACAAUCUUGAGAAAUAACGUCAGAAAUUUGUACAGAAUUGUAAUAUUGAAUGAUAAGAAUCUUUUGCAAUUUAAAUGCACCGCAUUUCUUAGAAGUAUAACAUAUGAUAUUGAAGUUUCUGAUGUUUGGAAUCAAUAUAUAAUUUUUCUUUUAUGCAGCAUCGAUUUCCUACGCAAAUGAAAUCCAUUCUUUAUACUCAAUUACUAUUUCAAUGAAAUUUUGGGUUUUUUUCUUUACUAUGAUUAUUGCAACAUUAUAUUCUCUCAUAGAUUUAUUGUUAUACAUCGUACUUGUUUAUAUCAAUGAUUAUUUCUAGCAAUUCAUUCAGAUGUAUAAUUUAUGCAAAUUUAUAAUGGUAUGUUGUAGAAAAAUUACAGUAUGUAAUCAUAAUGAUUACAAAAGUAAAUAUUGUUAUUAUAAUACUUGCACAAAUAUCCAAUUUAUUUUUGAUGAUAAAAAUCUAUUUGUAGAGCAUUGUGUUAUUGUAGUGCUUACUUUAAAUAGUUUGUUUUAAUAUUAUUCUAUGUUAGUUAAAACUAACUAGAGCUAAAGCAGUGGACACAUUAGCUGAAUCGUUCAGCCGAAUCAAUCGGCGCCGAAUUUUAUUCGGCCGAAUGGGUGGACACACUAGCCGAAUGCUUCGCCCGAUUUAGCCUGCCGAUUGCAUCACCUUUCACGUCACAUGAUUAAACAUGACGGCGUCUAUGUCUUCAAUCUAGCAUGUGACUUCUCGAUAUGAGUGGUGAUUGGCUAAUGAAUUCUAUAUUCGGCCGAAUGCUUCGGCGAAGCGGACACACCAGGUGAAUAUAAUUCGCCCGAAUAAAUAUUCGGCCGAAUAUAUCAAACCUGUUUGAUUCGGACGAAUCAUUCGGCCGAAUAGAAAUUCAGCCGAAUGUCAGUGGACACACUAGGCGAAUUUCGACGCCGAUUGAUUCGGCCGAAUCAUUCGGCCGAAUCAUUCGGCUAGUGUGUCCACCGCUUAAUGGAAUUUGAUCAGAUUUCAUUGUUCCUUUAAAAUAUACAAAUAUAUUAAAGAAAAUAUACAAAUACAUUAAGGAAAAUCUACAAAAAUAUAAUUGAAAAUGAACUGAGAUGCAAUGAGAACUCACCACUUUUAUGAAUUAAUGAUUGUAGAUCUUGUUUUUACUAUUCUGAAUGAAACAACAUCAGAUCCUGAUGACAGCACGUGCAAAUGAUAUGCCAAGGUUGACCACUGAACACUGAGAAUGUGCCAUUGUGUUAAUUCACAAGGAAGCAGCAUUGUAACAAGAAUGAAGAAGUUUUUAUAUACACCUAGUUGCAUAAGCCUAUUCCCCAAUUCCAUUCAGAUAUUCUGAAUUUAAAAUAUUGUUUAAAAAAGAAAAUGGAAAAAAAUCCCUCAAGAAGUGAUUCAGACUUUGUCUCCUAUAUACAAUGAUGUUGGAUAUCAAUGUGUGGCUGCUAGAGUGAACAUGCUUGUUAUUGGCUCUUGAUUUUUACCUCUUGUGUCUAUGUUUCACUCUUAAAGUUAUGGCCUCCGUGGAUUGUUGUUGAUUUUCUUGUCAGUAAAUGGCCUGUCUACAAUCAUGCCAAAAAUAACAUUUCGACUGUUGAUGUGUCUAGCCAGCACUUACAGUCAAAUCAGUGGUCCGUUUUCAUUGUCUCAAUAUAUAUAUUGAUUUGAAAGACUACAGUUUCUAGGAAAUCUGAAAUUACAUGAGAUCAGUCCAAAAAUUGAUCUAUUGAAUGAAACAGAAUCAGCCUUCAUGUCCGUGUCUAUAUGUUCUGUGUUUUGGCUGCCAAGCCGUUUCCAAAGUUCUAAGUUAAUUUUAAAAAUACAGAACAAUAUUAACCUAUCCUUAACUGGAUAAACCUAUUAGAUCUAAUUAUAUAUGCAUUUUAUAUAUUUUGAUAAGUUAUAAACAUUACUUUUUUUAGUUGCAAUCACAUUUUUUACAUGUUUUUGUUACAUUAUUCAGUAUGAUCUUCAUGGUUUAAAUGUGAUUCUUACCAUCUGCAUUAAUUAAAUAGACUGGAUUUAGUUUUGAAUUAAUGAUGUGAAUUAUAAGAUUCACUGUUACCGGUAUAUAUAUUGGAAUAAAUCAACAAAAGAUGGUAUAUCAUGCUAAGUACAGUACAAGUAGGCUACAUGUACACAUAUCAAGUGCUUAUUAGCAAAUGCAGUGCUUUAAGAAUCUUUGCUUGUAUGGAAUACAAACUAUAAUGAUAAGAAAUAAUAUACAUUUAAUAUAAUAUUAGUUUAUAAAUGAAACUAAUGAAUUUUGAUGAGACAAAUUAAAGUAGCUAAGUCUCUAACUCAAUAUCAUCCAAAAUCUUCAAUAUUGAAAACACGAUUUAUUUGUCAAAUUAAAUCAACAUUCAUGUUGUGAUCUUACCGGGAAAAGAUGGGCUUUUGAUAUCCAAUAUUUAAGACAAAAUAAACAUUUUACCAUUGGUACACGAAUCGUGUACCAUAAUGCCCUUCAAGCCCCAGUUGUAUCAAGAGACUCGAGAGACGAGUCUAGACACAUUGCACCAAAUCAAACAGCGCAUGUAGACUGGAAUAACCAGACGCUAGAAAUUUGCACUCGCUUGAGACUGCUGGCUUAUUUCGCCGAACAUAACUGAUUUGAAAUUGGAGUAAAACGGAAACCAUUGAAUGUAAAUCAGUUGAUAUACAUUCAUAUUACAGUAUUAUAUGCGUUGCGACCCACUUUUGUCAAUUUCUAGGUCCCAAAUGUUAGCGAUUUAGCUCCUUUAAUAUAAGCCUUUGUCUUGUUUUUGAAUCCUUACCUUUUGACAGUGUAUGUAUACAAUAUCUAUCUUAUUGGAAUAAAAUAUUGUUUAAAUCAAUUUUGAUUAUGUAUGUGUUUACAUAUAAAAUGAAAUCUUUAAGGUGUUUAUGUUUUUUUGUAAAUGCAUUGAUAUGACAUGUUGAUAUUGUAAAAAUGUGACAUACUUUUCUGAAACUCAAUGUCUGUGGUUUAAACUGCAACUCUGUGUACUUGAUAGGAACAGUUUUAGUUUUUUUCCUUUGACUUGGUAUAGCAAAUGAUUAUGUUCUGAAGUAGAAAAUCUUUGAUUAUUUCCAUACUGAAAGUUAUUAGUGACAUCACUACACAUUUAAUUUCUUAAUAAGUUAACAAAAUGAACAUUAAGAUUUCUAUAGAGACGAUCAUAAAUGAGCUUUAAAACCAGAUUUAUAACAUACUUUUAAUUAUAGAAAUGCAUAUCUAGGGAUUAGAUACAUAUUGAAAAAAGUCCAUUAUUAUAAUUAUCUUUCCUUCUUAAACAGAGUAGUCAUGUACUAAGUCAAAAAUCUUCUUGAGUUAAUAGAUUCCCAGAAUUGGGCCUUCGUGAUGUAGUGUGUUAGGAUGUGGGUCCUAAAUUUUGAUGGGACAAACAGAAAGAUCCAUGACAAAAAUUAAAAAAUAUACAGAAAUUCUGCUUUAGCUUCGUCAAUCAUAUUGCAGUCCUGGCUUUACUCUUAUCCAUCAAAUUGCAGACAUAUUCAUUAGAGAAAACAGAUUAUAAUCUAAAUAGGAUUUAGAUUAAAUGUUGAUGGGAGUUAAAACCUCAUUCAAUCAUCCAGUUCUUUUAACUGAUAACUAAAUUUAUUGUCCUCUGCAGGGGAUUAUUAAAACAGGUUUUUACGUAUUGGUCUGUCUGUCACACUUCCUGGGGAAACAAUAACUUUGCUUCUAAUUGAGGUAAAAUGUUCAAACAUGGUGUAGUUGAUCAUUAGGUGAAUGGCUGAGUUCAAUGAUAUGCAUUUUUUGCUUAUGUUAAAUAGAGAUCUGUCUUACUGUUCGGUUGUUAUUACUAUCCUGAAUUUGUGUAUGAAGUUGGAGUGUAUAACAUAUUUUUUUUUACCCCAGUAACCAUUGAUUUUAUCUUCUUAUUGAGGGUAGUAUAUGCUUUUAUUCCUUUUAAGAUCGGAUUUGGAAUGUAUAGUGUAAAUGUAUUUGAGACAUUAUUGCCUCUAUUUGGCAAUUGUUAUUUGAUUUUUCAAAGUAAAACUGAAAUCUUGUAAUUGUGGAGCAUUUAAAUAAUUGUCUACUUUCUUUAAGAGACAAGUAACAGAAUUUUCAAGAUAAAAACGUACCUUAUCAUUGUCAUAUUCAUCGAACUUUAAUGACUUUGUAAUUUAUUAUUCUCAUAUAAAAUAGAACUUUUAUGACUUAAUGAUUUAUUGUUGCCAUAUUAAAUAGAACUUUUAUAAUGUAGAUUUUAUACUAUCAUAUUGUAAAGGGUUUGCUAGUAUUUGACUGGUUUAGAUUAAAAAUUCAAAAAAGACCCCAAAAAGCCUAAGCAUAAAAAACAAAGCAAACCAUGAUUAUGAUAUGGUUUUAGACUUGUAACAGGAUAUCCUAUUCACAUUAUUUCCUUCUGUUUCUGUGUCUUAUACCUUUUGCCUUAUAACUAAGCAAUUUCUCCAUGUCCCUCCACAUCAGAUUAUACUGUAAACACAUAUUAUUAUUACAAUUAUAUAUUAUUCAUAUCUACCAGCUUGAUUUAUUAAAAUAUAUAAAUUUUAUAAUUACUUACAUAUAUAUGUAUAUAUAUAGUGCCUUUGUUCAGUUCUAAGCAAACUCGUUAUUUCCUGAUGUCAAACUACCAAAAAACAAAAAUCAACCACAAAGAACUGUAGACAUGUAGAAGAGUAGUAUCUUUUGGUAUUUUUAGCAGCUUGACAUCAAGGCAUUUAUUAUUUGUUUUUAUUGUUAAGUAUAUCUUUAGAUUUAUUUUUAUGAUUAUACAUAUACUGUAAAUUAUUCUAUGUAUAGAUAAUAUUAGAAAAGUUUAAAAAUAGUAUGACAAUUGACCUUUUGGUAUGUAUGUAUAUAUUAUAAUUUUUAUGUUAAAGAGACUUUAAAUUAUAUGUAUAUCACAGCUUGGCUUUCAAAAUAAAUAUUGGUCGUUAAUUUUAUUAUUAA